CGAAGGCUCCGGCCGUCUUCACCGGCACAUUUUGUUCCUGCGCGUGGUUGAUGAGUCUCCUCCCUGCUGGACUGGGCCACUGAGGAUUCCGAAAUGGGGUCGUGUUUCAGCUCAGAGCCCGCGGGGGACGCGGAACAGAAGAAGCGAAGCCAACAGAUCGAUCGCAAGCUAGAAGAAGAUUCUAGGCGGCUACGAAGGGAGUGCAAGAUCCUUCUCUUGGGAUCUGGAGAAAGUGGAAAAUCAACGAUCGUAAAACAGAUGAAGAUCAUCCACCAAAAUGGUUACACCGUGGAAGAACUUGCGCUGUAUCGUUUGACCGUCUACAAAAAUCUCCUGGAUUGCGCAAAAGCCCUCAUUGGGGCAUAUCACUAUCUCCAACUCGAACCGUCCAGCCAGAAAGUGCAGGACUACAUUUCAUUUCUGGAGGAGUACAACGUGGACCCGGAUCCCAACACCUCGCUUGAUUCGAAAAUCGGCGACGCCAUUACGUAUCUCUGGAACGACCCGUGUACAUCAACAGUUUUGGAACAUCAGAAUGAAUUUUAUCUGAUGGACUCAGCCCCAUAUUUCUUCGAGGAAGCGAAACGAAUAACGGCCCCCGAUUAUGUACCGGAUGUUGCAGAUGUGCUCCGAGCCAGAACAAAGACCACCGGUAUCUAUGAGACACGCUUCACAAUGGGGCAAUUGAGCAUACAUAUGUUUGAUGUGGGCGGCCAGCGCAGUGAGCGAAAAAAAUGGAUACAUUGCUUCGAAAACGUGACAUCCAUUAUCUUUUGCGUUGCGCUCAGUGAAUAUGAUCAAGUCCUGCUGGAAGAAAGCAAUCAGAAUCGCAUGAUGGAAAGUUUGGUUCUCUUCGACUCCGUGGUCAAUUCUCGGUGGUUCAUGCGGACAAGUAUCAUCCUUUUCCUGAACAAAGUUGAUUUGUUCCGCUUGAAGUUGCCUCGAUCACCGUUGAGCAACUACUUCCCCGAUUACUCGGGCGGCAACGACGUGCACCGUGCCGCGAAGUACCUUCUUUGGCGAUUCAACCAGGUGAAUCGAGCACACUUGAACCUGUACCCACAUCUCACCCAAGCGACUGAUACCUCGAAUAUCCGUUUGGUCUUCGCAGCAGUCAAAGAGACUAUCCUGCAAAAUGCCUUGAAAGACUCGGGCAUUCUAUAA
Molecule: messenger RNA, 1164 nt
Organism: Penicillium hordei
Lineage: Eukaryota; Fungi; Ascomycota; Eurotiomycetes; Eurotiales; Aspergillaceae
Gene: gpaB
Product: guanine nucleotide-binding protein subunit alpha gpaB
Exons: 6
Coding region: 94-1164 (356 amino acids)
Biological process (GO): adenylate cyclase-activating G protein-coupled receptor signaling pathway
Cellular component (GO): heterotrimeric G-protein complex
Molecular function (GO): GTPase activity; GTP binding; G protein-coupled receptor binding
Source: RefSeq, a predicted model, not a curated record